This is a messenger RNA of Xyrichtys novacula (pearly razorfish), 22468 nucleotides long. The record is from the annotation of a GenBank genome assembly. Lineage: Eukaryota; Metazoa; Chordata; Actinopteri; Labriformes; Labridae.
AAGUGUGUGGGUGUACGUCACUGGUGUUUUUCCCUCUUUCUGUUUGGGCUUCUUAAGGUGGAUUGAGGCUGUCGGGGAAGCUUCAUUAGUCGUCACAGGGAGGCAAGGCUGUGACUCAUGCCUGCGUGAACAGAGACCAAUGAGCAGCGCGAGCCUCACGUAUAAAUAACGAUUUAAAAAUAUUCUUGAGGGAGAAGAAAGGGUCACUGGCGCGCGUCUGGAUGGGAUUUUAUUAGAGCGCUCUGUUGGUAUUCCUCCUCUGUCAGCUUCACUGGACUGUUGGGCUGCUUGUCGCGCCUUUGGGUGCCAAUUGGAACAUCUCUAGUUAGUCUGGACUCGACAACCUGUGAGCCGGUAAGAUGCCUCCUAGGUGUUAUAUUCUUUAUAUACAGACAGGUGAAUGUUGCACGCGUGUCUUGUGAUCAGGUUGUAGCGUUGGAGUCAGUUUGAGAAAAUUACAGUAACAGAAAUUCUGCGAUGUUUUGGGGUGUUUUUGAAAGAAAUCAGGAGGAAUCCAUCAGCCUGUCUCUGAUCUCAGGAUGAUAUUGACUGAUGAUGAUGAGGACAUUCUUCUUCAGAGCGCAACUUAAUUGAAAUGUCGAUUGCUGAAUAAAUAAAUAAAAGUCAAAUGUGGAUAUUACAGCCGCCUAUUAUCGUGAUUUGUCUAAAAAAAAUCACAUUUACUCCACAUCUGUAGUUUUAUCGUCAAGGUUUCUCUCACCUAUUUAUUUAAUGUCUUUAAAACCCCAGCUGGGUGUCUUUUCUUCAUCUUUGUAGUUAAAGUUCCAGCUUUAGUCUGACUUAGUGGAUUGUAUAAGUGAAAUAAUAAAUUUCCUUCAGUGGGCUAUUAUCUAUUUCCUACACGCCCAUGUCCCUGAUAAAACACAUUUUCUGCACAUUCACGUCAGAUACACCAUCUUUUAUUGCAAACUGACUUCAAUAAAUAUCAAAGCCUAUCUCUAAAAUAAAUGCACCCACAGAAACAUUGUGUCAUCAUCAAAGCUAUUUGUCCUGCUGUGCGUAUUGUUUGUGCGUCGUGCGCAAUUCUCUCCAAAUUGCGCGUCUUGAUUCACAGCCCACCCAGCUCUCCUCCGGGGAUAAAUCUCUGCUGGUGAAAUCACCAUUUUCUGGUUCAAUCCUGGCUCACGCUUUCAACUGAUACUGUUAUUUAAAUUUAGGUUGUGGAUGUGAUGGUCCGACCUACCCUCUUCUAACUAAGCACCGUUUUGUUUGCAGUUGAAUCAUUUCUCAGCUGGAGAUCAGCCACCUGAAGAAGUGAUGGCCACGUCUGAACCAAGAGCCAGCGGCGGGGAACAGGACCCUAACUCCGCCAAUUUAAGACCUCCGACAGCAAGUACGUCCUCACAAUCCUCCUUCCUCUGCCUGUUAAAACCACUGAUCCAGUAUCGAUCCCCCGGGAGGUAAAUUCUCGUUAAGGCUGUCCCUCUCCCUCCGGAGCGCUCAGGCUGUGACAGGGACUCGAUGCCUUGCUCAGGGACACUCGUGCAGCUCGAUUUCUAGCCAACAAGAGAGGGAAAAAGUGUUUCACCCCUCACACCUCUCUGUCUGGCUCUGUCUGCCCCUCAGUCUCUCUCUCCCUCCUUCUCUGUCUGAUAAAAGCUGGUCUCGCCUGGGCCAUUUGCUGUGUGGGCUCCGUCGUUAAUCAUUCCGGUUAAAAACAGAGCCAUCACAGCUGCCUGUCGCUGCCUGCGAGUCAGCGGAGCGCGCAGAGCAGAGGACCUGGCCUAGAUAUUUAGAUGCGCAAUUAAAGCAUCUUAUUAUUUAUCACCAUCUAUAAAGUCAUUCAAUGUAGAUUUGAAUGAAAAGGCAUUUUCUGGUUCAAAAAUUUGGACUUUUCUUCAAUUAAAACGCCUCCCUUCGUUUGUCUGCUCUGACACUCUCAAGGUCAAGGAACAUAUUUUGGAUGAUUUGACUGAAAUUACGCCAAAUUAAAUUCAAAUAGAUUUUUCCCCAUCAUAUUGCAUUUUAUCUUGUUUCUUGGCCCUCGAGGUUGAUGUGCUGCAUAAUAAAAAGCUGCAUUUUGGCUGCAUUUUUUUUCAAGCGUCCACGCGUAUUUACAUGAAUAGGCGAGUUGAUUCAUUAUUAUCUCGUACACAAAAUGGAGCUUAUUAAUGUACGCUUGAGUGGCCACCUGCAGCGGGGAAUAAUUAUAGGGUUUAUUUUAGCCGAGUGUCAAAUUUCCUGAGGAGUAGUUCGCGAUUCAUUUUUUAUAUAUUUUUCCAAAUCAAAAAAAUAUAUUUUUUUAUCUUUUAUUUUUGUCCCUUGGGUAUCGAUAAUAAAAAAUAACUCCACAAGAACCUAAGAGUGAUUUCAUCUGUGACUGUGUGAGGCAGCAGCCCAUUAAGAAGAAGUUGUUGUUGUGUCUGCCUCGCUGGUGUACUGCUGCUGGAUGUUGCCAUUAUCUCCUCGCCACGCUCCAUCUCACGCCUCGCGGCUUGUGCUCUGCCUCUGUGUGUGCUCUGUCCCUCGAGCUGCUCUCUGCUCUCUCUCAUCGUGAAAUGGCUUCAGUGGAUUUGAAUACUUGUUUUCUUAUGAAACUUUGUCCAUCAGGUGUAGCUUCAUCCGCCGCCUCGCCUCACUCUGCUUCUGCUCCAUCUCUGCUUAUAUGUGUGUGUGCGUGUUUUUGAAGCGUGUGUGUGUGCAUGUCGUGUGUAUAUGAAGCGCUCUGUUCUAUAAGUUUCUGCACAGACUUUGUGGCCUCAGACAUUAGCAGCUCGCUGCAGUCACAUACUGUGUUUCACUCAAUUAAUUCCUGCCCUCCUCCGUGAGCUCAUUUCACGGGCGUUAACUCCACUCCGCCCCUUGGCUGGGUGUGUGCGCGCGGCGUGGAUGUGCCGCGCGGCCCUCUGUCGGCGCCUAUUGAUUGAACUUAAAUCGGAUAUGUUAUCAGGCUCUCCCACUCAUGAUUAGAGGGUGCUGUGGUAAAUAAAAAUGUGGAUAUAUCCCCUGUAAACAAAGAAAUGUUGAAUUAAAAAAAUAAGAGAGAUCCCCAAUUUGAAGCUGAGGGCUCACACACCUGGCCAAGAGCUGCUGUCCGCUUCUUCUCGCUUCCUCUGUGCUCUGUGUGCUCCACCAUGCUGCUCUUUUCUCCAUCACCGCCCGUCUUCGUUUCUUCGCGGCCUGCACGAACACAAACUCAAACGUUCAUUCUGUUUUAGCAAACGAUUACGCGUGGAUGCACGGAUGCACACGGAAACUGGGAAUGAAGAUUUGUGGUAAGUUUGUUUCAGGCGUAAAAACAUUUCACUCAGUCUAUUGUGCAGCAUUUUCUCUCUUCAUUUUACACUUCAGUGAUAUGCUGACAUGUCUCAAUAAAAGCCCAUCGUAACGUAGCUACACUUCUACCUCCACUCCUGUGGCAUUUUCUCGUUCUGUAAAACAUAAAGCGGUGUGGAGGCCUGAAAUAGGCCAUAAUAAAGGCUGCUGGAGCGGGACAAACACAGAGACUGUCACUGUGUGUUUCUAUCUUCUAAAGGUCAGUGGACAUUAGCCUGUAGGUCUGAUGAUGAGAGCCCCGUCUCACCGCCCCCUGUCGCCCCUCAACCCUCCCUGUCUCAUCCAUUUCAGCACCACGAGAGAAAAAAGCCUGCAGACAGGCCUGGAAAAAAUACACAGAGGUUCCCAUAAUAUAACCGGCUCUUUGUAUAGUAUUUUCUUUCUCUUUCAUAUGAAUAUAUUCCUUGAGGAAUAUCGUUUUUUUUCUUAGAAGGCUUUUUGCAAUUUCAAUGCCCGGCCGCUUUUGAGGGGGAAAAAGCAGAUGACGCUGCAGAGACGGCGUCUAUGGUUUGUUGUAAUGUGUUUUUGUAUUUGAUCAAAUAUUAAAAUACACGAUGCAAACCCCUUUUCUGCAGCUAUGCAAAGAAAUGAAUGUCUUGAUCCAGCCAAACAAGGCCUGCUCAUUGAGGCGGAAAUCAACUCAGACCCAAAGAUCGAACAUGUUUGCUAUUUCAAUCUCUGAGGAUGAGAAAUUGACCGAAAGAUUUGAUUGGUCUCAACGACUUUUUAAUAGACUGGAAUGGAAGUUGAAUGGAAAUAUUGAAUGGAAAUAUUUCUGCACAGAGGCCGUGGCAGUUAGAGGGUCUCGCAUAUUGAUUUUAAAUGUGUAAUUAUGGAUUUAAUGAGCAGAGAAUUCGGACUUUCCGCGGAGAAAUAUAGGCGAAGACUUCAUAUUUUAUAGGCGAACACACAGCCUAACAAUGAUGUGUGAUGUCCACGUUUUUUUGCGCGCAAUUAGGCCCGAACAUUAUCCCACAGACACGUAAUGGUGCAGAUUUAGAGGUCUGUGAGCAGAAACUGAUCAAUCAUGGAGUUUGAAAACACGCAGGCCCUGUGGGUUUAGACUGCCGUGGGGGAUUUGGUGCUUCCUUCAUUAACCCCUGUUUAUCGGCCCUGUGGGGUCAUCACCACCGUGGGGUUUCCUGCCCACCGGGCCGGUUAGUCUGCGCACGGCGCGGGUGCAUCCUGGCAGGGGUGGGGCUAUGACGUCAUCGGACAAUACGCGCACUCUGAUCUGGCGUGCGUGUUCACAUAAAAUGUGUAAACAGGGAUCACUUCCACCAGGAAAACGGAGUUAAUGAGAGAGUGUUUAUGACUCAGGAGCUGACUUUGGACUUCAUCAGAUUAUUUUUAAAAAGCUGCUCUAUAUUUAUUUAAAAACAGCUGAUAGAGUUUAACUUUUUAUUAAUUUUCAUUUGUUAUUUGUGUUUAGCUUCAUAGUUUCAUUAUUUUUUCCUUUUCCUGUGAUGGAGAUGUUUGGUGAUAACUCGUGCCCCUCGACGUGUAACACUUUAGGGUUCCUGCAGAAGAAUAACAGCCUGGAUGAGAAGGGGAGGCUCGCGGGCCAGAAGAACCUGCUCUCGUGCGACAACAGCGACAGGGACGCGCGCUUCCGCCUCACCGAGACCGACUUCUCCAACCUGUUCGCCAGAGGUGAGACCUGACCCACACCUGCGACACUCUUUCCACACUAAAGCCACACACAAAAAAACAGCUAUUUCUAAUUUACUGAUGACCGAUAUUUCCGUGUUUUCUUUUCCAGCUGUGAGCUUUUUGGUAACACAUUCACAUUAGGAUUAUCUUAAAUUUGGGUGAGUUUUGACAAGGGUCUCAUAGGGAGUAAGAAAUAGGCCAACAAAUACAUCAAGUAGGGGAGACCGGGGAAAGCUGCGACAUGUUUUACAUUUUCUGUGUAACUCACAAGUUGUUGACAAACACCAGUCAUCUUUUAUUUGAGAAAGCCUACAUAUACUUACACCAAUAAAUAAAAUGCUUUGCUGUAGAUAAGAAGAGAAAAACUGUUGUACUCAAUUUAUUUGAGGAAGUCAGAGUUUUAACAUUUUCCCCAAUCAAGGGAAAAUAAAGAAAUAUAUCAUUGUGUCACAAGUUAAAGCACACCUGAAUGUAAAUACAUCUAGUAGCAUAUCUAUUAUCUCACAAUGUAGCUUAAAAAUCAUAUUGUGGAGGUUAGAGGUCAUUUAGAUGUUGAGUAUUGUAACCAAAAAUCCAUCCAUUUAUGUUAACAAGGCUAAUAUUCUUGUGCUUAUAUUGGAUUUAAAUUAAUUGAACUGAGACAAAAUUAAAUCUUAAUCAAACAAAUUGAUCAACUCAUCGGUCAGUCUCUAACCAAACUUUUGUGCAAUGGUGUAUGAUGGACAAGUUGACAGAAUAACACAGUGAGAUCUUUUGGAGGGAAUAUUUAGUGCAUUUAUAAAAAGAGUUUUUUAAUGAAAAUCAGUUUUUAGAACAUGUGAAAAAUGUUAUAAUGAUAUAACAUUUUUCUUAAAAAUAGCAUGAGCAACCUUUAGCAACAAAAAAAAUGUAAAGCACAAUUGCUUAGGAUAAAAUAAUAUUGUUUAGAUUGUAAAACUAUUACAGUUGCCACUAAUACUACUGCUAACAUGGGUUAUCCCAUUUUUAAUAAACAGCUGAGACUUACAACUCUUUUAAGCUUAAAUUCACUACUAUUAAACUUAAGACAGCACAAAAAAAUUAUGUACAACUGCAUUUUUUACUCAGCACCACUUUUUUUUUUUUUUGGUGAAAACUGUGUUAUCCUCGAGAGCAGGCAGCAAGAAAGCUAACUGAGCAUACAGAGUUAGUGUCAUGACUUUAACCCAUAAAUGUGUUUCAGUGGCCUUGGUCCAUCCUACUCUAUUGCACCUCCAAAAGAAUCUCUUGUUAUUGUACCACUCGGUAAUUAAAACCACAGCAACAUCAGUGUUGCAGCGUGAUUUGUGUGAUGUUGGCUGAUAGUUUAAGACUGAGCUGUCUUGGUGUUCACUGCAAACCUAAAAAACCAAAUCUACCUUGGGGGUAAAGUAAGAGCACUGAUACAGCUUCAUUGCUAAUUAAUCUCUGAAUCAAAUCAAAUCAAGCAAACUAUCAGAAUCUCAGUAAAGUGAACUGACACAAAUGUAAUCUAUGACGGCUGCCUGACAUACAAUGGCAAGUUUCUAUAGAACAACUGCUGAAGUUAAAUUGAUAUGAUAAUGAACUUGGCUAUGUUGAGUGUAAAAACUUAAAGCUGCUUCACUUUGUUUGGUCCUGAUUCUGGUGACUAUGAGUAAACUUGUCCUGGUGGAUCUAAGGUGUCUGGCUGCCACACAGUGAACCAUCAGAUCUGAUAGCUGUUUUUGUGCUUCAUAAUCCAGGAGAAGGAUUUUAAACUCCCUCUGUCAGGGUUACUAUUAACUUAGUUUAUCUAUAUUGAAAUUCUUACUUAAAUAUACCUUUGGGCAAAGCAAGGCCACAUAGAUAACUUCCGCUGGCAAGAUACCUGUGACAGCUUUAACAUCUGUCUUCAUCUUAAGGAAACUAAACACCAUCUUGCGCACUAUAUUUUACUGCCUGGUAUGAGAAAAGUCCACCCUUUUUCUCUGUGAUUAACCUUGGAGGCAGGAAGCAGUGUGUUAUUGUUGGCUUCUCUAAAUUAAUGAACAAAGCGUACUGGAAAGACAGAGAGAUUAUCAAUCAAUGAACAGAUUUUUAAAAAUCAAACCUGAAGAUAAUACGAUGAUCAACCUAUUAAAUCUAGACAGUAGGAACUAUCACUUCACAUAUUUUUCUGACUUCGGAUGGGAUUCAAUCUUAUCAAAGAUUAUGUGAAAAAAUUUAACAUAAAUGAAGUUAAUUUAUUGAUAUAUAUGUAAGACAAAUGCAAAGUCAAAUCAGGGCUUAAAGUAAUAACUAGAUGGCCUACAUUUUGGGGUUUCUAAAGGCUUCUUAAUGAAGUGUUUCUGUAUGAGAUUCUCAGAUAAAAAAAGAGGGCCUCAUGAGUGGAUUCAGGAUUUUAAUUUUUCUUCCCCUCUCUUCUCAGACCUGCUGCCAGCCAAAAAUGGAGAGGAGCCGACCAUACAGUUCCUGCUGGAAAUUGUUGAAAUCCUCACCAAUUAUGUGAAGAAAACCUUUGACCGCUCAACCAAGGUGCUGGACUUCCACCACCCCCACCAGCUGCUGGAAGGCAUGGAGGGCUUCAACCUGGAGCUGUCAGACCAGCCCGAGUCCCUGGAGCAGAUCCUGGUGGACUGCAGGGACACGCUCAAGUACGGUGUCAGGACAGGUAGGCUGGGACACCUUCAGGGCAGAGCAUGAUUAAAAUGUGUAGCCUUUUGAAUUAUUUAUGAGGUGGAAUAUUAUAAUAGAAAAAGCAGAAGGACACUGAAAUGUGAGGCUGUUUGAGACAAUCAACCCAGAAAUCUCCAAACUGAAUAUACACUUUUUAAAACCUGCAAACAACAUUCAGUCAAAUACACUAUCCUCAUAAAACUAGUGCUUUAAAAUCAUUUUACAGUAGAUUUAUAAAGUUUAAAUCUUUAUAGGUAUCACAGUUUUUUUAAAAAGAAUAAAUGUCUCAUUUUCAUUACUGUCAUACAAAUUUCUAUGCAAGACAAAGUCUGAUCUCAGUGCUUAAAAAUUAUUUUACAGCGAACCUAUUAUAUGCAAAUGUCCAAAGGUUGUUUAUUUUACAUGUAUUUUUUCAACUAAUUUGUCUUUUUCUGGAAAGACUGUAAUUGAAAUUAACUCUGAAGUUUUGUUCAAGUCAAACCAAGAGAAGAGGCUGUUUCCAGUUAGUGUUCAGUCCAUUACAAUGACUUCUUUAUUUAUAGUCCCCUUGGUGAUUCUCCUGACAUCCCCCCUUUUUCUCUUCCCUUUCACUUAUUAAAGCAAGUGUGGCCUGAGGGGAUCCUAACAUGGCUGUUUCAAGCUGUUAAAAACAACAGCGUUCAAACCGUCCCCCUGGGGUUUACAAAUCACACAGGGACUGCUGUGUCUACAACUCAACUCCACUUUUUAUUUAGACAUGGGAAUUGUUUUGUUUUUGUUCGUUUUUUGCUAAUUGAGACUUUCUUUAUGAGACUAAUUUUAUAGGUUUAGACUUGAAGAGCUAUCCAUGGUGCUGAAAUAUGAAGCUGCUUUAUCCUUCCUGCCUUUUUAUGUAUAUUUAUAUACUUUGAAUAUUUGGAGACUUGAUUAACUUCAUUUGGCCCCUUUUUGAUAUUUUCCACGAGAAAUACAAUGCAAGGACUCGUAUAUAUAUUAACAUGUGAGCCGUACAGCUCUACAUCCACCCUGUGCUUAUACCCAUGGUUGCAUUUUGGCUCCAGGCGUGUUGACUUUGACUCUGUGUGUGUGUGUGUAAAUGUGUGUGCAGGCACCUUGGAGUCUAAGUGGCUGUCAUAGAGUCUUGUUACCAGUGUAAUUAUGGUACAUUGAACUCUGCUACGUCAGAUCCCUCAGGUGUUAAGACUGACCAGGGGAAUACGAACAUGCAAUAUGUAAGCAUGUAAAAAAGCCGACAUCAGAACAAUUUCCCUAUUUAGUUUUUUUCUAUUUUUUUUAUUUCGUCAGUAAGAUUUAGGUGGUCAGCUUUGGCCUGAAGGACAUUCAAAUCCUUUAAUUAAGCUCUGUUUACGUAGAGGAUAAGGGGGCCUGUUAUAAUUUUACUCAAUGCUUCCCUUGAUGCAUGUACAACUAAAAGGCAUUUCAGCAUUUAUAGUAUUAGCUAUUAUGAAAUAUGAGGGGUGGGUAAAAAAAAUGCCAAUGAUCAACCAUGGUCUCGUAAACAGAAAGUGCUGUUUUCAAAAUGUUUAUUUACGAAAAGGCAACUUGACAAUAUAAAGGUUGAGUUUCAGAUUGACAGAUUUAAUGAAACUAAACCUGUUAAACUCAUGAAAAGCUCUCUUUCUCAUUGUCUUAAAGACUAACUCCAUAACUUUCUAACUGAAGCCAAACAGCAUAACUGUCUGAUGAAAAGAAUUGAAAUCAAGAUAGUCUGUUUUAUUUAUUGUGACCAGGUCAUCCUCGAUUCUUCAACCAGUUGUCUUCUGGUCUGGACAUCAUCGGACUUGCCGGAGAGUGGCUCACCUCUACCGCUAACACCAACAUGUAAGUCAUGAAACAUGAACCAGUAUAAAUGACCUCCUUGUAUGUGACUUAAAAAUUAUGUAAACAAGGGAAACACCUUUUUAUUUCAGGACAGAUCAGCUGAGAAAUGUUUGUAGGCCACUGGAAAUAGCCUCCAGUCAUUCUCACGUAAACUCCUGGUAUUCCUCUUAGCUCGCUCUACAAUCGGUCAGUUAUAUAAAGUGUUUAUUUUGUCCCGUAGAGACGCUGUAUUGACAGACGGCAGGCUGCCACUGUGUUGUGCUGUAUAUAGAAGCAGCCCAGCCUCAGGGGUGGUUAGAUUGCAUAUUGAUCUCAGGUCACAGUUACAUGGUGGUCCAGUCUGAUAGAGGGCAUGAACCACAUCAACAACAGGGGUACACACACACACACACACACACACACACACACACACUGAAUCUCACAAACACCUCCUGUAAAUAAAGAUGUAACCAAGUGUUAUGAUUACUGCUGUGGGAUGGGAGACAUGGCGCUCAAACUGCUGUACAGUAUUAAAACAAUGAACACACACGCACACAUGCACACACAUACACAAACAAAAAUAAACAAACACAAUAACAUUCAAGUCCAGUAAAGUAUUCACUCUCAGUGGAGGAUGAAUGAAUAUAUGAUUUUUUUUUAAGUUCACAUAAUAAUGUUAAAAUAAAAACUGAUAUUUUGAUGCAGAUGUAUGACCCUAUUAUAAAAAUGGCCCGUAAAGUUAACUUCAGGAGACAAUGUGCAGCACUGAAAGGCUACACAUCAUUAUUUUGCAUUAUCAAUUCAUCUACUAGUUAUUGGCUCAAGUAACUUGUGAUUAUUUUGUCUUUAAAUGAAUAUAUAUCACAAAAUCUCCUUGUAAGACUCACCCAAAAGCCUGCAUGUCUUUUUUUGUCAAUCCAAACUUUAAAACGUACAGAUUACAAAUAAUAUACAUUGCUUAUAUGCAGAGCUGCAACUAAUAACUAAUGUCUAUCCCUCCCAAGAAAAAAAAUAUUUUCUCAAUUAAUCGAUUUAACACUGAAAAAACUAAAAUGAGAUGACAUUUGCUCAUUUUGCUUUCUAAAAGGGCCAAGAUGGCGUUUCUAGGUAUCCUUUUUUGUUUGGCGAAAAACUUUAAAUAUCUAUAAAUUCAUUUAAAAGAAUAGAAAAGAAUUGUGUAUUUCCUCAUUAUGCUAAAGCACCGUGAUUCUCUGCAAAUAGAGAGAGGCUCUCAGCGUAUUUCUAUAAAAUCCUGAUAAAACAUUUCAAAUACUUGUUUUUUUCACUGUCAAACCCAAGAAUAAAACUACAGUAGAUGUGAUAAAAAUAAUUAAAAAUGUAAGCAGAGUGGAUUUUACUUGCUCUUUAAAAUCUUGUAUUUAAACCUUGAAGAAAGAUUGUUUGUUUCUGGUCUAAACAUAAAAUUACAACAAGGGCAAAGAGAUAAUGAAGCAACAGACAAACGCCAGAAAAUUUUUACAAUUUAAUAACAGAAUCUGAUCAAUCAAAAUCAGUUUCUGGAAAAAUGUAGGUGAUAAAUGUAAGCAGGAGUUUGUGUUGAAAAGACAACAUGACCAGCAGGAAGAGCAAACAAGACACCCACAGAGCUUAAGUACCUUUCUCUUUACACACAAUUCCAGUAUUUAUUGUUCUCUUACUAUUGAAGCUGCUUUCCUUUCUCCAAGUCCUGCUGCCAAAGAAAAGAUCAAUGCAAGAAUAAUAAACCCAGAGCUGGAGGAAAAUUGAGACACUUAAUUUAUCCCAUUUCUCAAAACAUUAGCUGAGCACAUUGCCCCCUCCUCCUCCUCCUCCUCCUCCCAGGAAAAACUUUCCCAUCUCAUCUCUUGGAAGAAUGCCCGAAGAGACAGGGCCAUUGAAUUCACACACUUUCAUAAUGACACACUCACACUCACACAUACAUAUACACUCGCACACCAGCUCUGGCUGUCCCAGAUACAGCAGCCAGGGUUUCCAGUCCAUUGACUGCAGGCUCAUUGUGAGCUGGUCUUAGCAGAUAGGCCAGCUGGGCCCCACACUGACACACAAUGUCCUGCGGCUGCACAGAAAACCCUGUCACUGAGAGGAAACUGGCUCUGCAGCUCCCUGUGGCGCCUCAUUCUGGAUCUAUUGUCCCCGUGGACCCAGACUGACUCAGUACUCCUUUGAGGGGCUGAGAGGAGAGUGUGUUCAGGGGUCAGAGGGUUAGUCACAUACAGACACACACACACACGGACACACAAUCAAACACAGACACACACAUCGAGUGCCCUUGAUGAUGAUAAUAAGGGCAUUUAGGGGCCGUCCCUGGAGACGGGCAGGUGACUGAGGGGUAAUUUUCGCCCUGAAAAGACCAAUGAUUGGCUCUGAUUGUGAUAAUGAUCACCAUUAUUGUCAUUACAGCGUGAAAUGACUCACAAGGAGAAGGGGAUUUUAAAAAGGAGCUCUGGUUUUGUCCCUUUGCUGCUGCUGCUGUGGCUGACAUGUAAUUUUAGACUAAAUGAAAGUGAAACAUGGGAGAUAAUGUUGCUCUUUUCUGAGCAUAAUUUUCACAAAUCAAAGAAAGAAAAUAUUUCUUAAUUUUAGCUGCUGAGAUGCUUCAAAAUGAGACAUUUAUUCUUCUUUUGUGGCUUUAUCCAGCACUGAUCAUAGCAAGAGCCCAGCGGUCACCAUCUGAUCGGCUGUACUGGUGAGAAGCUAAUGUUGCGUUCAAAUCCAUCCUGUGGCUGAGCUCCCACCAUGAACAAUUACACAAGAAAAAUGUCCUUUUGUUCUUUUUUUUCAGCAUCUCCAUGUUUCCAGCUCAUUUCAAUAUAAAAACACAGAACUCAACACUAGAGCAUGUGGAACAGACUGGUCACAUACUGACUGCUUUAUUUCAACAUUCCCCACAGACAAUAUGCUCUCUCUCUGAAAACCCUUGAUUGUUUAGUAGAAGGUGCUGCAGAUGCAAUGAGACACAGUGUUGUUGGAGAAUUUGUAUUUCAAAUCAAUGUCGUGCAUCACAGUGAUUAUAUAUUUUAGUCCUCAUGUUCUGUAUAUCAUAUUAAAUGUAGUGGCCGAAAAAUCCAGGGAUAAAAAUUAUAGAUUUGUGAUCUUUUUAUGUAGAUUUGUUAGGAAUCAAAUGUGAAAAAUAUCUUAGACAUGUGGGACGGAUGAGAUCUCUCUCUGACAGAUGUAUUGUCUUUUUUCUUCUCGUCUUGCUCUUUCUGUCCAGUCCUUUUCCCCCUGUUUUCGCUCUCUUUUUCUCAGUCCUGCAGCUUCGUUUUUUGCAUCGUCUCAUUUUAUUCCCUUUGUUAUUUCCACUCUUGCUCUGUUUCCACAUCACCCCCUCCCCUUCUUUUGUUUUCCUCUACCAUUGCCUCCUCAGUGCUUUGUUUUAGACCCAUAAUUCCCUCUCCCCAAAGCCUUUAUCUCUCUGCCUCUCAACCCAAACCAUGAAGUACUUUGAUACUCCUUGGACUGAGAGAGAAAUGAUAAGAGAGUGUAGAUACUGUUAUUGUGGAUAUAGGAGGUACUGGUGUUGGUGCCACUGGUGGGAGUGGAAGAGUGUUGUAUAACUGGCCUCAUUAUGAGCAGGACAAACAGGAAUCAGUCCUGAGGGUGUGUGGGAGGCGAUGAGAUGGACUGUCAGCAAAAAGAGGCCACGAUGGAAGAGUUGAGCUCUCUGUGACACAUUUUAUCGACUAUUGCCUCUGUGGAAGUUUUGUCUCUCUCUUGGACUUUUAUUACUCUUUGUAAGGAAAUAUUAUUGAAGCAAAAUUUCCCUAGUGGAAUAUCUCUCUUAGACAAUAUGGCAAUUAGGGGGAAAAUGUCUUCAAAUAUUGAAGUUUGAAGUUGAUUUCAGCAUGAACGAUUUCUCCACAUUGAGGCUUUUUUUCUGAAGUAGCAACUAGAAUUUUGUUUCACAUGUCUCCAUCAAUCCUUUAUUUUUGCUAUCAUUUUUUCUCCUUUCUAUUCAUUGGAGACUUUAAUUAACAAUAAUGGUGUCAUCCUCAAUUUCAGAAUUUUGGGGGUCAAACAGAAGCUGUUAUCUCCUAAAAACACACUCUGUCUUUCUUUGUCACACACACACACACACACACACACACACACACACACACACACACACACACACACACACACACACACACACACACACACACACACACAAAUACACACACACACAAACGUCCUCUCAGCCAUCGAAGCCCACCCCAUUCAGGCUCACAGCAGAGAUUGGCAGGAUUGACAGAUAGCCAUCAGAGCUUUGUGUGCUUUAAUUAAACUUCUGAGUGAAUUUAGGAGGCAUUUGAAUAUGAAUGUUUGCCGCUCCACUCCUAUCAGACACUUUUUAAUUAGCUCAGUCAGCACAAGCUCCGGUUUGUGCUCUGUGGAUAGAAUUAUAGAUAAGCUAAUGAAAAACCAAUGAGUGUGUUUUGCUGCUUUCUAAUUUGCAAUUAUGUGAAUGUAUAAGAAUGUUCUGUGAUUGUUUGUUCUCACCAAGAAUUUUAUAAUGACUCUGCCGCCACUGUAAUUUUGAUCGACAUGCUUUAUUGAUGGCUGUUGUGAUGUGAUUGACAGGUUCACCUACGAGAUCGCGCCUGUGUUUGUCUUGAUGGAGCAGUUGACUCUGAAGAAAAUGAGAGAGAUGAUUGGCUGGCCUGAUGGAGAGGGAGACGGAAUCUUUUCUCCAGGUGAGCCACAGACAGCUAUAACCUCUUACACAAUGCAACCUUGCAACAGUGCAGAAUGAAGUACUGCCAUCACUAUGCAUUUGUACUUACACACUGCAACCUCUGAUAGAGUAAUAUGAGUGUUUUAGUGUGAGAUUUUUUUUUUUUUCACAUUAGGAAGUGCAUGAGACGUAGCUUGUAAAGGCUGAGUAGGAGCACCACGUAGACACACACUCACACAAGCAUAUACUGUACAUACAAUGCUGUUGGAUCGUAUAGAAUCCAAUUGUAUCGUAUUUUAUCAGAUAAUAUGGAAUCAAAUCAAAUUAGUUCAUUUUUUUCUAUCCUUUCAUAUCCUAUCAUACUGUAUUGUAUCAUAUCCAAUCAAAUUACACUGUAAUGUACAAUUAAAUUAUCAUAUCAUAUCAUAUCAUAUUGUAACGCUGUACUAUUUUAUAUUACAGCAUAUUAUGUUUCAUUAUGUUGUUUUUCAUGAUAUUAUAAUUUACAGUAUUAUACUGUUCAGUACUGAAUUGUAAUACACAAAACCUCAUGUACUGCAUGUGCUACAUCCUGUUAAAUCAUCCAUUGAUCAAUCAAUCAGUCUUUAUUUAUAUAGCACUUUUCAUACACAACCAUGUAGCACAAUUCAUACCACAUUCUACCUACUCCUAUUACACAGCAUCAAGUUUCAUUGAGUAGAAGUGAACACAGCUGUGUUAUGGAAUUUUUUUCCUGUUAUGCUGUAUUGCAAUGUUUCGUAUUGACUUUACUCAGGUUGUGAGGUUUUUGCUAUUUCAUCUCUUUCUCUAUAUUUGUGUUAUGGAAAAAUGUAAAGACAGACUGACCUGCUCUUAUAGAAACCUGCCAUUAAGAUAAGAUAAGAAGAAAUUACUGAUUAGAUUAAGAAAACAAACAAAAAAACAAAAAAACAAAAAAAACUGUUGAGCUGAUUUUAAAAUGAGCUAAUUUUGAUGCUUCAUUUAUGCUCUGACCAAUCUCCUACCAAUGCAGCUAACAGUCUUUUGCCUUUAGAUGAACUCAUUUCAGUGCUGUUUUUUUUAAUUUUUUUAAAUCUUUUUUCUCUCAACCCUACAACAGAGUUAUUUGAUGUUAAAUAGCCGAGAAAUUACAGGGAUUUUUAUUAUACAAUGAUGGUGUGUGCUGUCCAAGGUGCUGAUGUGUGUGUCUCUGCUCAACAGGGGGCGCCAUCUCUAACAUGUACAGUGUGAUGAUUGCACGCUACAAGUAUUUCCCCGAGGUCAAGACCAAGGGCAUGUCUGCUGCUCCUCGCCUUGUCCUCUUUACGUCUGAACACGUACGUCUCAAAACACACACACAAGUAGCAAGUACACCUGGAAAGCAAGCCAAACACCUCACUGGCUGUAGCUUGAGGCCAUUGAAUUGGUCCUGUAAUAAUCUAUCAUCAGAGAUGUUUGAAUUGAUUCUCGAUUGCUUGUUUUUUUUAAAGGGUACUGCUUAUAUCUCAAUACAAAAUUGUGAUCAAAGCUGUGACUGUGGCAGGAAGAAAGCAAAGUCUAAAGAAGAACUUAGCCUAAUAAUUUUAUCCUUCCAUUGUUUCAAUGAAAAGAUUAAUCAUUAUCUUUUAUUUUGUUCAUGUAGAGCCACUACUCCAUCAAGAAGGCUGGAGCUGCUCUGGGCUUUGGUACAGAGAAUGUGAUCCUGCUGAGCACAGAUGAGAGGUAUGACAAUCAACUUCUUUUCAUUUAGAUUUUUGUUUCUUUUGACAAAACAAAAGCAGCCAUGAAAUGUACUUUGCAUGUAGUGCAAGUAAAAGAAGAUAAAAAAAAAUUAGUACAAACAACUCAAAAUUGGAUAAGUUAUACAAUCCAAAUGGAAAACAAUAAACACCUCAUACAUCUGAAAACAAAUGCAUAUUUGACCUUGAAGGACAGUCAAAAGUAAAUAUACUUCACAAAGAUAUUUACUAGGACAUUAACCACCAACCAAAAAAAAUCAAGACAAGCACUGAUUUUUAUAAAACACCUAAUUUUAAACAACUCCUGAAAAGAAGUCAGCUGGAACAAACACAACAAAGACAAAACGUGGAGAUAUAAUACCUGAUGAAAUAUACAAUGUACAAACACGAGACGCACAAGUUUGAAGCUAAAACGACUAAAACUUAAAUGACACGUGCUGCCUAAAGCUUGUCCAAUCAUGAUGGUUUUAAGCUGUUUUAAACUGAUACUUUCCAAAGAGUUCAGGUUCAUGAAGAGAUUUAUUUAAAGCUUAGCUGCUUCUGACUUGAAAACAAGACCUCCUCAAGUUUUAAAGCUUAACCAAAGUACAUUUGGGAAACCCUGGAAAGAGGACCUGAGAGUUCCCCUUUGAGUGUGCUGGUUGCAGGAUAUUCUCAAUAUAUUUUGUAGUCUGAAAAUAUCAGGCUAUCAGACCAUAAGCACAGGUAUUAAGAAACUACUCUUGAAAAGUGCAGCGGACAGACUAAUGUGACUUUGUGUGGGACAAUGCUUGUAGCACAGUGAUAUUUCAUUAAGGCAGGUAAAAACAAUGAUAAACUGGUCCAAAUUCAACAAGCUGAUACAGCGAGUAAACUAAAUACUGAGCAUGAAAGGUGUCUUAAUACUUGUGAUUCUUGAAGACCUUAAUAUGUUAAAUCAUGGUGAUUUAUGUUCUGACAGAGGCCGAGUCAUUCCUGCAGAUCUGGAGGCAAAGAUCAUUGAUGCAAAACAGAAGGUCAGCACCAAUCUUUAUUAUGAUAUUUCUGUAUUUCCUUUUAUUUUUUCCCCCAUAGGUGUAUGCUUCUGGUUAAACAUGGGUUUUUUUCCCUACAGGGUUGCCAUCCACUGUUUGUGAACGCCACAGCUGGUUCCACCGUGUACGGAGCAUUUGACCCAAUCAAUGAGAUCGCUGACAUCUGUGAGAAGUACAACCUGUGGCUCCAUGUUGAUGUAAGUACCAAACAUAGGAUCAGCUGUUGGAUUGAAUUUAUAAUAGUAGAAAUACAGUAUUAUUAGUAUUUACACUGUGUCCUCACCUCUUCAGGGAGCAUGGGGCGGUGGACUGCUGAUGUCCAGGAAGCAUCGUCAUAAGCUCAGUGGGGUGGAGAGGUAAGAACAUGGAAACAGAUAAGAAUACAGUGUUCAGUGUAUUUACAUGAUGCUAAAAAGCUCAAUUCGAUGCAUCAGGCUGACUAAAACUGGACUUUUACAAUUCAUGAUGCCAAUCUGAUUGAAAGCUCAGACUCACAUAGGCAUGCAUAGAAGAAAACCCUCGACCUUUGCAUGCAAUCACAAACCAGAGAGUUAGCAUGCAUCUCAUUUGUAAUAAGAGUGAAGUUUAGAGGAUGUAUGAAACGUACAGCGCUGUACUGUCAUCCAAGUUUUGAUAAGUCCAGAAGAAAAAGUCAAAAACUGACAAGCAGAAAGGGAGCCUAAUCAAGCUUUGACUGUAGUUUGACUUCAGUGUGCAUGUAAACGUGUUGAUUGUAUUAUUAUGUAAAUAUCUUCAGUGACGCUACCUCAGAACAAUAAGAUUCAAAUUACUAAACUUAGCUGACUAAGUAUACAUACAAACCAAAUCAAUUUUCCAAUUACCACCUUCCACAGCGCCAAGCUUAGAACAAUAAAGGAGUCAAUCAUAUGUAAUUAUUUUUGUGAGACCAGCAAAGGCCUGUUGCUUGGAGCCAGUCUCUUUUUGAUUAAUUUUUGCACCCUAUAGCUUUAUAAUUUACUCAUGUCUAUUUGAAAACCAUCAGAAGUGUCUGAAAUUGACUUUUACCUAAGAGUAAAAUUGUGAUUCAUGCCAUGUUUCAAUGAUAAACAAGCUUAUUUGUAAUCAUUGAUUUGUGAUAAUUAAUGUAUGUAGCGACAGUUCUGACAAUAAAAUAAAAUAGAGACACCCUCUAUUUAUAGACAUGAAUCAAGGCUAUUUUGGGUAUUGGUAUUUAUCCUUCCAGUAAGGCUCUGGCACAGCAAAGUUAAGUCAUCCUUGAACUUAAGAAAACAUAUUAAUUUUUGCAGGGCCAACUCUGUCACAUGGAACCCCCACAAGAUGAUGGGAGUGCCACUACAGUGCUCCGCCAUCCUGGUCAGGGAGAAGGUACAGGAAACACACACACACACACACACACACACACACACACACACACACACACACACACACACACACACAAACUUCAGGUGCCCGCAUGUGAUAAUAACAGGGCUUCGUCUAUUGAAAAGUCACCUACACAUGCUGAUCACAUGUUGAGUUUAUUGUUGGUUUUUAAAUCACUGGCGGUUUAUGAAACAUUUACAAGGUGAUAGCACGCCUUGGGACAAAGAAAGGGUUAAAAUAGGUUAACACUGUGUGUACUUUGUGUGUCUGUAGGGAAUCCUGUCUGGCUGUAACUCCAUGUGUGCCGGUUACCUCUUCCAACAAGACAAACAGUAUGACGUCACCUACGAUACAGGGGACAAAGCCAUCCAGUGCGGCAGACAUGUGGACAUCUUUAAGUUCUGGCUCAUGUGGAAGGCAAAGGUGAGAUAGCCUAACUGUGUCACCUACUCUCAUCACAAGUAAAAAUGUCCUCUGGCUCAUUAUAAUUGAAAUGGUUUUAUUAUCACAGAUGCUCACCCUUCAUCAUUAUUGCCAACUGAGUUUAUGAUUUUAAUUCUGCAGGGCACCAUCGGGUUUGAGCAACACAUUGACAAGUGUCUGGACCUGUCUCAGUACCUGUACAACAAGAUCAAGAACCGUGAGGGAUAUGAGAUGGUGUUUGAUGGAGUGGUGAGAUUUAAUAGAUUUCUGUUCUAGUCAAUUUUCUAUUUUACUUACAAAAAUACUGGUACAAAAGAAACCAUGGUAGAGAUGGGUAACCAAGAAAUCUAUGUCUUUUCAAGUGACAUCAAUAUAUUUGAUAGCAUUUCUCUUCCUCAUUCUCCUCCAGAUCUAUAUUUUUGCAUGUAUCUGUGUAUUAACUGUGUCUAUCUCUGUUCGCAGCCUCAGCACACCAAUGUUUGCUUCUGGUACAUCCCACCCAGCCUGAGAGGAAUGCCUGCCGGUGAUGAGCGACGAGAAAAACUCCACAGGGUGAGACAUCUGUGAAUGCUGUCAAACCAUUUAUAGCCAGUGAAUAUAAAAUGAUGAUUAUACUAACUUUAUUCAUGUGGCAUUAACAAAGCAACAGAAAACAUGACAAAAAGGCAAAAAGGGCAUUUGUAAUGCAAGUACUGCAGGGGAGUUUUGAAAUGUGCAUAGACAAGUUGGAUGUAAAAAUGAAAUGCAAAUGUGUGAAUAACCUUCUCAAUAUCACUGAAAACACACCCACACACACAAAAAAAACUUUGGUUAGAGGACAUUCCCCGGUUCACAAAAAAAUGGAUUAAGAAACUGAAAGAGAUUAAAUAAAAGAACAUCUGGUACAAUAAUUUCCUGUUGCAUUUCCAAAGGUUGCAUAUAUAUUGAGCACAUAUAUCAAAUAUCAAACAUGUCGUCACCAACUUGGCUUUGCACAUCUUUCAAUUAAAGCUCACAAGUUGGUUUUUUAGUCAAAAUUAUUUCUUUGUGGUGUAUGCAGUUGAAGCACAUCUAGAGGCAUGUUUCUAUACCAGUCUCGGGGGAGCAUUUCUAAACCUAAAUCGUCUGAAGCUUGCUCCCCUUGUCUCGUACGCUAAGUCUGCUGCUAAGAUAAUAAAUAUAAAUCAUAAUGUGUUUAUUUGAUGCUGAACACAGAAAACAUUGUAAGUCCUAUGCUUCAAAGUGUGUCACAAAAAGAUCUGUCAUUGUUCCAGCUCACAGGCCACUGGGGGCAGCAAAUUAUCAAUCACACCAAAAUCACACAUAUUUGCUGUCUUUUAAAUUUCAUAAUUUACUUAUUAAAUAUUUUUUUAUUUUUUUUUUUCUUUUUAACUUUUGCAAGUGCUAAGUGAAAUUUUUGGAUGUCCAUACUAAACUGGGAAAAAGUUUCAGAUUGUGAGGCAAAUGUGUAUUGGUGUAAUCUAAAGAUGAGACUGCAGGCUGCUCUAAACGGCUUGUUAAAAAACUUACAAAAGAACUAAGCAAGAGCCACACAGAAGACGUUUGCUUGAGUCAUGGCAAACCAACUGGCGAAUCUUCCUGCAGAGGCAAGAUAAAACCUUCCAGGUCAGAUUAGGACAAUAUGUAGCCUAAAAAAUGAGUAUCAUACCCACUCUUUAAACGUCACAGUGUGUCAAAAAGGCCUGAAGGAGACAAUCUUUGUUUUACUAGGAAAGUAAUCGGCAAAGACAUAAAGCUAUUUUGAAAAAUGUUUCAUGCAGUUUUUCCUGAGUUCCCCCCUGCUGGCCAUCAGAAAGAUUGCAGGUUUGAGCCACUUUCUAUAAAGUGGUUCCUUCCACGUCUGAUAUACAGUCAUGUGUGUUGCUCCUGUUAAAAUGCUUGUUAUUGGUCUUUUUAGGAAUAAGAGGCCCUAAAUAGUUGCUUUAUUUUCUCCACCAGGUGGCACCAAAGAUCAAGGCCAUGAUGAUGGAGUCUGGGACCACCAUGGUGGGCUACCAGCCUCAGGGACAAAAAGUCAACUUCUUCCGUAUGGUUGUCUCCAACCCUGCCGCCACCCAGUCUGACAUCGACUUCAUGAUAGAUGAGAUUGAGAGGCUGGGUCAGGACCUGUAAAGCUGUGAGACAGCGCCGCUCCAGUGGCCAAACAGUGAAAGCACACGCUUUAUCAGUUUUAAAUCCAAGCAGGUGAAACACUCUCAGUGCGGCAGGCAAAAUGGUAUCAGGACAUAGUUUCUUUUUAUCCUGGAUAUUUUUGCCUGAAGCAUUCUGGCUGUUUCUCCAGCCAAAGAAAAACCAACAAAGAGAGAGAGAGAGAGAGACUGUGAGUUUAGUACUCGCUCGUCCCACAUAGUCCCUCAUAUAUAUAAAAUAUUUAAAAGUAUCUGAAGGCUCCAGGUACAACAAACGCACUUAAACGUAUGUGUGUGCUGUGGAGUCUUGUACUGUGUGUGUGUGUGAGAUGUAGUUUCUUGUGUGAUGUAGUUUAUAUUUUAAUGUAUGUCGGUAAGUGUUGGAGUGUGAGUGUGUGUGUGUGUGUGUGUGUGUUUUUGGACAAACACUUAAAGGUAGAAAAGCACAGAUUUAAAAGAAACAACACUAAUCACAAAGUUAUUCUGCUGUACCAUAUGUUUGCCACACAAAAUUGAAUGACCGGUGCUUUCAGCUGUACAUUAUAUUUAAUCUCAGUGCACAUUAAGCUGUGUACAAACCCCGGCUGCUGUGUGUGUGAGAGUGUGUUUGAGAGUGUGUGUGUGUGCGUGUGUGUGUGUGUGUAUCCUGUCCUGUAUUUAAGGCUAGCAGCGUGAUAAAGUAAGCUUAGUAUGACCUCAUGCGCACACCAUAGGUAGCCAAUGUGUCCAGCUGUGAGGUUUAUGAAGACCUGUCAGAGAAAUUUGCAAUAUUUUCCCUCGUAGGAGAUUUAGAUAAAACUUAAAAAUGUCUUUGAAAUGUCUGCAGCUCUCCUAAGUCUGUGACAACUGUAACGUGUAAAACGCUGGCUCGUUGUCUGUUUCAUGCAAUCAUGUGAUACCAUGUGUGUUUAUAACAAUGUUAAGAUAUUUGAUUAUAUAAGAAAGAACCAAUAUUUAGUGCAUUUCCACCAUUUACAGAUUCAGGUAUUUUAUUGUAAAUGUAUCUUUAUGUGUAUUACACUGUAAUACAUUUGUAAAUGUAAUCACAGGAAGUUUAUUUAUAGUGAAUUUGUCAGCCAAAGAAAGAGAACCGGGAACAGAGCAAUCCAUCAUCCUUCAUAUAGACCUUCUUAUAAACUAUAGGUGUUUGUAAAAUGUGACCUAUUGACCCUGACUGCGAUGCAAUUUCUAUAUUGUGUUUCUUUCUGUGAUUGUGAGUCUUUUUGACUGAAUGUUUUGAGACAACUGACAGACUGGCCUUUUGAUGAGAUUAAGAUUGAAGUCUGUGUAAUCCUAAUGGCAGUCAUGCCGGUCUUUUAUUUAAAGGAAAGCACACGGUUGCGAGAAUGUACUCUCCUACAGAGACUGCGAAGAAAGGGUUGUUGUAUCUGUCUGGAUCCUAAUGCAUUUACUGUAACAUAAUAUAUACUAUUGUAAUACAUAUUACCUGUAUUCUCAGUGUCAUGGGAGCUCAGUGGGAUAUCUUGUAAACAGAGUUCCUGUUUGUGUCUUUGCACAAUGUUCACCUUUCUUUCUUCCAUUGUAAAUGGAUGUGUACUAUGGCAGUAAUAUAUAAAACUUAUAAUAACAAAGUAUUUAUGGUAUCUAGGGACCAUAUGUGAAUGGCACAAUUGUAUAAAACAUAUUUAAGGUAACCUAUGUACUGUACGUGGCUUCUGUAUGUGAUCUGGUUUUCUAAAUAAGCCAGCUGCAAGGGAAUGAAUCCCAGGAGGUUUCCAGUCGGCACUUUAACAGAAUCUUCUGGAAAAAAAGAUCUUUAAAUAAAGUUUAUUAAAGGGAAAA